This is a messenger RNA of Batrachochytrium dendrobatidis JAM81, 5979 nucleotides long. RefSeq lists its product as uncharacterized. Lineage: Eukaryota; Fungi; Chytridiomycota; Chytridiomycetes; Rhizophydiales. The record is from RefSeq and is a predicted model, not a curated record. The transcript is spliced from 7 exons. The coding region runs from base 1 to 5979 and encodes 1992 amino acids.
AUGAGUGGGUUGGUAGCAACACUGCAGAAUGACCUGGUUGCUCUUUCCAACGAGGCCAAGCGAAAGAAUCCAGAAAUCAAAGAGGCUGCAGAGAGGUUGUUGUAUCUUCUUCGUUCGCUCAAAGAUCGACAGGCAGCUUUACCUCCAGGUGCUCCGGAUACAUUAACAGCAGAUCUAGCAAACACUGAUGAUACAGUCAAGCCAUUCAUCAUGUCGUGCGAUACUAAAAAUCCAAAACUCAUUCCGAUUGCCAUCAGUUGUCUUCAAAAACUGAUUUCACAUCAUGCGGUGCCGGAAUCCUCAACCUCGCUGAUUUUAAAAACACUUUCGGAUCAGGUUGGCAGCACCAUGGAGCUUCAACUCAAGAUUCUACAGACUAUAUUGCCUUUAAUUACGAAUUAUCACUCGGUCCAUGGAGAAGUUUUAGCAGAUGCCUUGUUGCUUUGCUAUAGACUUCAAGAUACAAAAACUCCCGUUGUCAAUAGCACGGCUGCUGCUACGUUUCGUCAGUUGGUGAUUUAUGCUUUUGAAAAGCUGAGUAUAGAAGAUUUUAAAAUCAAUUCACCUGAACCACGUCCUCUAUCUUCCACCGCACACAACGCCAAAACACCCACGGAACGUCUAUCAAACGAUAUGACCAGCACGCCUUUGACAUCAAACGCACCAAAAACUGAGCUGUCUUCAGAGUAUGCACAGUAUGUCACUGAUGCAUUUAUGAUCUUUCAAGAUCUGUGUCUUUUAGCAUCUGGUGAACAAGGCACGUUUCUGCGAGUUCAUACCAUGUCCAAGGGGUUUUGUCUAGAACUGGUUGAAUCUAUUCUUAGUGGAAAUCACGAAAUUUUCACUAUACAUCCACAGCUACUAUCCCUUUUAAAAGAUAAAAUAUGUCCAUUGGUUAUCAAGGCAUUUUCAGAAAAAAAUGAUUUUUCCAUGACAGUGCGUCUCAUGCGCGUACUACAGGUUAUCAUCAAGAAUUUUCACCUCGUGCUGGUCAUGGAGUGCGAAAUUUUCAUGUCACUAUAUGCUAAAUUACUAGAAUCCGAAACCAUAGCAGUAUGGCAGCGAGUAUUGGUUUUGGAGGCAGUUCAUAAUCUAUUUAGUGAUGCCACUUUGCAACGAUCUAUUUUUGAAAUGUAUGAUGCCAAGGAGCAUUCGACUCGCAUUUUUUUUGAUACAACUAUGGCAAUUGCAAAAUUUAUUUUUGCAGAGCGCGCAUAUCUUGUUGGCGCACCUAAUGGAAGCGAUGGGCCAAAAGGAGAUCUUGCUAUAACCCCUAUAAUUGAUUUAUACUCUGUUUCGAUGGCGUCUGCUAGUCUUAAAAUUCAGUGUUUGGAUCAAUUUGACAAGACUGAACCGCCUUUGUUUCCAGAAACAUAUCCCCUAUUCGUAGCAAUGCAAUGCAUUCUUAGCACCGUGGAUAAUGUAACAGGUUUUGUACUUCCUGUACUAGGUGCUGAAUCAGUUGAUCUUCCAGAACUUGGUUCGAUGGAGUAUCUGGGUGGGUCGAUUUCAGAAGUAGCUUCUCUUGCUCCGGUUGAUGCAAAUGCACUAUGUUUAGAUGGAAAUGAUCGAAAGUCGUAUUCUACAUCCAAGAAUGAUCAAAUUUUAUUGUCAAUUGAACUCGUCAAGGCAUCAAGCCCAAGUUUAUUGGCCAUUUUAACACUUUUGUCUACCUCUUCCAUUGACGAUGAUCUAUUUUCAUGGGUUCUACAGUCAUUUCAAAACUACACCGUAGUCGUUGGAUUGCUUGGACUGACUUCUCAUUGUGAUGCGUUUUUGAGUGCCAUGUGCAAAGUGUGCAUUCCAUCCUCUUCUAGUGUCAGUUUUGAUUUUGCUACUAUUGCCAAUGAUGUAACGCCAUUCAAUCUUGUCUUGCUGCAUGGUUCUUCGCGCAGCACUGGUCCAGUACUUCUCACUGACCGCAAUGUAACGUGUUUGCGCGUCUUGUUGGGUGUAGCCGAGUCUAUUGCGCCAGUUAUGAACAGUCGUACCUGGCUAAUUGUAUUUGAAACUUUGCAAAUAGCCGAUGGACUCAUGUCAUCAGGAAAGAUGGGCAAGCGAAUGGAAUCCAGUCCUGGGUUUUUGGAACUCACGUCUUCUGUGAGCACUAGCACUGCCAAAGAUUCUCCAAGACAUAGAUCUACCACGUUUUCGAAUCUUUUGCAUUCUGGAAGCCCUUUUUCUCCUACAGGUCUUUCUGGAGGACACGGUGUACCUGGAAACACGCCAGCAGUUACCAAUGUGCCCAGUCAAUCUGUAACGGUAGAAAACAACUUUGCUACAUUUUCAGCGUUUGUCAAGCGCGUAUUUGAACGAACAGUGAGCAUGGAGCUUAAACAUUUACAAGAGUUUAUCCGUGCUUUAUGUCGUCUCUCGCACGAUACAAUGACUGGGGUCAUUGCAGCACCAUUGGGUGGUCCUGCACUUGGUCGAGAGGGGGGAAAGACAGUCGAUGAUAAAUUGUUUGCUGUGACAAAACUUCAUGACGUAGCCAUUGUCAAUGUGCGUCGCUUGAUUACUGAAUCAGAUUUUGAUGUGUGGGAUCUAUUGAUUAGUCAAUUGAUUCAAAUGGCACAUACACAAAGCUGCUCUUCUGCAAUGCGAGCCCAUAUAUGUCAUACGUUUGGUGAGAUUAUCAUUGCUGCUAUGCAAAUGGCAGAUUUGUCCAACCCUGUUGUGGAAAUGAAACUGCUGGAACCUAUUCGAAAAAUGAUGGCUGCAGAAAUGGCUUUAUCUGAUCCACAAACCAAAGAUGGCGUACUGACAGAGGAUCGAGUAGAGAGACUUUUAAAAUUGUCAUGGCUUGUAGAAGUGCAAAAAAGUGUAUUGGAAACACUAGAGAAACUACUGCAAAUUGGUGGGCAGAAUUUACUUGAUGGCUGGAUGCUUGUAUUUGACGUUUUGCAAAACGUGGUGCGACUUUCCAAAGUACGUCGCGCUCUACGUCCAGGUGGACCUGGAGUCAUUUCAAAUGCAGAGACUCCAGCAAAACUAAACGAAUUAGGUCCAUCAUCACAGCAACAAUCUAGCUCUGAGACUGUGCAAUUUGGCACUGGAUUUGGUGAUACUCCUAUGCCAUCCCGAUCAUCUGCUAUUGUGCGAAUUGGAUUUCCGUGUAUUCAGUUGAUUUGUACCGAUUUUUUGGCGCUACUGAAACCAGCCAUGCUGUUGCGCUGUAUUGAAACAGUGACAACCUUUGGAUCACUCUCAGAUGACUUGAAUAUCAGUCUGGCUUCUGUUGGUCUACUUUGGACUAUAUGCGAUUUUAUUUUAACCAAACGGCAGGAACUUGAGCGCUUGGCUGUCUUGGAAUGUAAAGAAAAGAGUGCAUCUACGCUAGAGCUUGUAAAAGAAAAUACUGCUGUGAAUUUACUGUCUGCUUCUGAUAGUGAACUUGGUAUGAUUGCAGAUAAUCCAGCAGUUACAAAAGACACAGUUGCACCUGAAAGUAUUGCAUCAGAUAAAUUAGAUUUGCACAUGCUUUCUGGAAAGCUUACAACAAAGACGUUGGAUACGUUAUGGAUGUAUUUACUUGAAAAUCUGUCUGAGCUUUGUUCAGAUGAGUGUCUAGAAGUACGCAACUCUGCCAACCAAACACUAUUUAGGACACUGGCAAUGAACGGUCAACGUCUUACAUUAAUUGCGUGGGACCAAUGUGUAUGGCAAAUUCUGUUUCCACUUUUAGAGCGAAUUCAAAUGUCAAGCACCAGUUGCGAUAUGGCUCUAGGCGGAAAUCUGCUAUCAGCUGGAUUGAUGACAUCAACCACUAUGAGUAAUAUUGAUCUUAAACGCGCUAUUUCUUCCACUCCCAUUGCAUCGGCACAAAAUACACAUACAGCUAUUGGGUCAAGUGUGGAUCCAUCUAGAGUCACCUCUCCACAAAUAGCGCCACGAACGCCAAUACAAAAGCCUAAUUCCAAUCCAAAAUCGUGGGAUGCAACCAAAGUUUUAACGUUGAAUGGGGUCACAAAAUGUUUUCUCGACUUUCUUCACGUUCUUGUUAAUCUUGGUGAAAGUUUUGACAAGGCGUGGAUUCAUAUACUUGAAUACAUCACCACCACUUGUCUACAAGGAUCACCUGAAGUGUCAAUGGCUGCUUUGAAAAAUCUACGACUUAUUAUUCAGUACGCUCGCCAAGGAGCAACAAAGCCUAUUCCAGAGAAUGUCGUUCCAAGAGUGAUGGAUAUGUGGCUCAAAGUAUGGCAAAACUGGGUUGAUAUUGGAAUGGGUAUUAUUGAAAGUGCCGAUCACAUAACAGCAGAUAUUCCUACUGGCAAUUUACCUAGUAAUUUCGUAAGCCAGGAAUAUUUACAAUCAGUCGAUGCACCUUGUUCAGCGACAUCGACUUUAUCGCUAGCCCAGGUUAAUAUUGCAUGCAAAAACAAUUUGAUUAUCAACUGGAGCGACGGAUCUACUGCUUAUCUUCUCAAUGGAUAUUUUACACAGGAAACACUGACUACAUACAUGUCAAUUUUUGUCGACCUUUAUGAGAUUAUUAAGCCAGAGUUUACUUUGAACCACCUUUGUCAGUUUUCACUUAUUUCUCGCAAGCUGUUGAUAUACCACUCAAUUCCCAUUUUGGGAACAUCUGCCAACAAGAUUCGAGUAGACUUUGUAAAUGAUCAAGAAAAUCUUACUCCAUUGCAGGCUUCAGUUUUGGAUGUUAUAUCUGAAACCAAAGUUAAUUUUAGCACAGUUGAAACAUCGGUAGAUAUUCUUCUUUUACUUGUGGCGGAUAUCCUGAAAAUGCCGUAUGUGUCUAUGUCUUUGGGACUGAAUGCGCCAUCGACAAAUCUUUCAGGAACUACUCCUAAUACAAAUGUAUUGCUUUCACCGGUUAUGAGCACAACGGUAUCUCAUGCAGGCGCAACAAACAUUUCAUUGAAAUUUUUCACGUUUGUAGCGUUGACUAAACGCACCAUGCAACUCUUGGUUUUAAAUUUUCAGACGCAUGGCUUGACCCGCCGUAGUAUAUAUCAAUCUGGUGCGUUUGAGAUGUGUCUCGAUGGUUUGCACAUUCCGAUGCAACUCAAGUAUGCUUGUCCUAGUCCAGGAGUUAAAGAUUCUACACCAAUUUGGAGGUGUGCGGCUACUGCUGCCAUGACUAUUAUUGGUAUCGGUAUGCAGGCGUUGAAUCAAUAUUCUAAAGAUUUGGAUGCCAUCAAACUAGACACUAUUUACAAUGCUGUCUGGUCAUUAUUAGGAGACUUUUUGCUUCAAUCAAGCUCGCCAUCUGCUUCAGUAUCAUCCGAUGAAUUGUCUGCAGACGAGGCUUUUGAUGUAUCUAUCAUUACCACAGUGGAGCAAGAUAUUCUACAGCAUCUUUCGCAGCCACAUGUUUCUGACUCACAUAUUCUACGACUGCUGGAGAUAUUGAAAAGGGGAUCGCGGUUGUACGUAUACCCCGCAACCACCUUUUCAGGUAUUAAUAUGAGCAUGUCGCCAUUAGCUUUACCCGAGUCUGCUACCAACGAUGUCUCGAUAGUUUUGGAUACUCCUCUUGGUGAGGAUAAAGACGCCAAUACUAUAGAUACAGAUGAAAAACGAAUGCGCAUUGCUGAGUUAGCUGUGCCAUAUCUGAUUGAUACCUGCAAGGAGGUGAUUCAGUCCUAUUGCAAAGACCGUCCACUGUAUGGACAACUUCCAUUACCGAGAUUACGUACUACAGAGCUUAAAUUUGUAUUGGAAAGUAUUGGUAAUCUUCAAAUGUCGCCUCGAAUCCUGCACAAGUAUUACGAGAUUGACGAAUUAGAUGUUGUCAAGUGGAAACUUCUUAGUGGAGAGUCUGCGCAUAUAUUUAUGCUGUAUGACCAGCUUUGCGAUAUUCUAGGAGUUGUUUCUGGAAUUUCGUUUGGAAUGCCGAGUAGUCAAGCUGCUGGUAACCACAUUUUGACAGAAUCCGCAUUAAUAGAUAUCAUCAAACGCUGUUUGAAACGUAUCAGUCAAGAAUUCUUGGCAGUUCCUAGAAUUGCAACGUAA